AUGUCGUGUAAAAAUUCAAAUUAUACUGAUAGGUGGUGUCAUAUGAAAAAACCGCUUCUUCUUGUUCCCCACUCUCUCUGUUCAAAUCAAUCGCGUUACCAUCUUCAACACCGUAAACCUCUCUGCUCUGCGUCGGUUUCCGCAAACCAAACAAAAUGGAACUCGAAAACGAACGUGGUGGUCACACACCCAACCCUGGUUGUGAUGGAAUCGUGUUCCUCCAUGCACCAACUGAGGCAGAUUCAAGCACGCAUGACUCUCACCGGCCUCAUCACCCACACCUUCCCCCUCAGCAGACUCCUCGCUUUCUGCGCCCUCGCCGACGCCGGCGACCUCCGCCACGCCCACCGUCUCUUCCGCCGCAUCCCCCACCCCAACACCUUCAUGUGGAACACCAUGAUCCGAGCCUACCUCAAAGCCCGAAUCCCCACCACCGCCUUCUCCUUCUUCCUCCACAUGCUUCAACGAGAAAUUCCGUUGGACUCCAAAACCUUCCUUUUCGCGCUCAAGGCCUGCGAGCUCUUUUCGCGGCCCUCCCACGGGGAAUCCGUGCAUUGCCUCGUUCGGAAGAUGGGUUUUGAUUCUGAGUUGCUCGCGCGAAAUGGGUUGGUGCGAUUUUACGCUGAACGUGGUUGGUUGAAACACGCGCGCCAGGUGUUCGACGAAAUGUCUGUUAAGGAUGUUGUUACUUGGACCAUCAUGAUUGAUGGGUAUUCGGGUUACGACUUUUCAGAUGAGGCUUUGGAGUUGUUUGGUUUGAUGCUGGCCGGUGAUGUUGAGCCCAAUGAAGUCACGUUGAUUGCGGUGCUUUCAGCAUGCUGUCAGAAGGGUGACCUUGGUAUGGGGAAACGCGUUCAUGAAAUUAUGGAGAGGGGAAAUGUGAGGUGCUGUUUGAGUUUGCACAAUGCUUUGUUGGAUAUGUAUGUGAAAUGUGGGAGUUUGAUGGCUGCUAGGGAGCUUUUUGACGGAAUGGAAACUAGGGAUGUUUUCUCGUGGACUAGCAUGGUUAAUGGGUAUGCUAAAUGCGGCGACUUGGAGUCUGCGAGGAAGUUUUUCGAUCAAACUCCUCGCAAGAAUGUGGUCUGCUGGAGUGCGAUGAUUGCGGGAUAUUCUCAGAAUGACAAACCCGAGGAAUCAUUAAAAUUGUUUCAUGAAAUGAUUGGAGAAGGUUUAGUUCCAGUCGAGCAUACCUUAGUGAGUGUGCUCUCUGCCUGUGGCCAGCUGAGUUGCUUGAGUUUGGGUCAUUGGAUUCAUCAAUAUUUUGUUGAUGGUAAAAGAAUGCCACUUAGUGUUACUUUGGCAAAUGCCAUUAUAGAUAUGUAUGCUAAAUGUGGAAGGAUAGAUGCAGCCGCGGAAGUCUUCAGUGCAAUGUCGGAGAAAAAUCUGGUUUCUUGGAAUUCUAUGAUUUCAGGGUAUGCUGCCAAUGGUCAAUCAAAGCAAGCUGUUGAAGUUUUUGAUAAGAUGAGGAAUAUGGGAUUAAAGCCUGACGAUAUUACGUUUGUGAGUUUGUUGACAGCUUGCAGUCACGGUGGCUUGGUUUCUGAAGGUCAAGAAUACUUUGACACCAUGGAAAGAAACUAUGUGGUAAAACCCAAAAGGGUACAUUAUGCUUGCAUGAUUGAUCUACUAGGUAGAACAGGGUUCCUGGAAGAAGCUUACAGAUUAAUAACAAACAUGCCAAUGCAACCUUGUGAGGCUGCUUGGGGUGCUCUUCUAAGUGCUUGUAGAAUGCAUGGUAAUGUUGAGCUGGCAAAAAUUUCUGCUCUUAAUCUUUUAAGCUUGGAUCCGGAAGACAGUGGCAUUUAUGUGCUGCUGGCAAAUAUUUGUGCUAAUGAGAGAAAAUGGGGUGAUGUAAGAAGGGUGCGGUCUUUGAUGAGAGACAAGGGUGUGAAGAAGAUUCCUGGUCAUAGUUUAAUAGAGAUAGAUGGGGAAUUUAAAGAAUUUUUGGUGGCAGAUGAAUCCCACCCUCAAUCUGAGGAGAUCUAUAAAGUAUUAGAAGAAAUAUUUUUGUUGUCAAAAUUGGAAGACUUUGCCUGCGAGUUAUAGUCUUUAAUGUGGACCCAUAUCUCUCCAUGGCAUUCCAGUAAAUCUUGAAACUCAAAACCUUGUGUUAAGAAUUAUUUAUAAUACUUAGAAUCGAUCUAAUGCAAAAGUGGACGGUGAAUGGUGCGGUCUCCCGCUAUGCCCCAUGAUGUGCUCGAACUAUGAAUGAAUUGUCUUCUUGCUAUCCUACGGGGGCUAGUUACUGCAGCUAAUGUUAUGCAUAUAUUCCUGUUCACAACUCUGGGAACCUCUCGCAGGUUAUUUGGCUUAAACUUCAUUCAUAAUACAGGCAUAGAGCAAUUAGCUUCUUUUUGCCACCUGGAUUAUCAGACUAGAAAGUAGAAACCAUCUUUUCUUGGAAGUGACUUUCGUAGGAGAAUUUGAGAAAGCAUUUUCUUGCGGUUGUAGCCAUCAUUCUUGGCAGAAAGAGUUUACUUGGCUACCGGCUUCGUGCAAGGUCAAUUUUCUUCCGAGUGUCUUAUUCGUUUAACUGAUACGCAAAUUUUUUUUUCCAUCUUAGAAGAUAUUCCUACAAUCUUUAAGAACCUUUAAGAAACGUGUAUAAUUGUAAAAUCAUACAUGUAACCGAUUAUCAGAAUAACAAUGUUAGGCAUACAAAG
Molecule: messenger RNA, 2663 nt
Organism: Cajanus cajan (pigeon pea)
Lineage: Eukaryota; Viridiplantae; Streptophyta; Magnoliopsida; Fabales; Fabaceae
Product: pentatricopeptide repeat-containing protein At2g22410, mitochondrial
Biological process (GO): RNA modification
Molecular function (GO): RNA binding; protein binding
Source: RefSeq, a predicted model, not a curated record